Erinaceus europaeus (western European hedgehog) is the source of this 4293-nucleotide messenger RNA. RefSeq names its product methylenetetrahydrofolate reductase (gene MTHFR). Gene Ontology annotation, biological process: tetrahydrofolate interconversion. Bases 1575 to 3710 code for a protein of 711 amino acids. NCBI's taxonomy places the organism in Eukaryota, Metazoa, Chordata, Mammalia, Eulipotyphla, Erinaceidae. The transcript has 13 exons. The record is from RefSeq and is a predicted model, not a curated record. Gene Ontology annotation, cellular component: cytosol. Gene Ontology annotation, molecular function: methylenetetrahydrofolate reductase [NAD(P)H] activity; FAD binding.
AAGGAAGGACUUUAAGACUGGCACUUUACAGGAAUGUGGAACACAUUUCUGUAAUAAGGUUUAUUUCACUUCCUACCUACCGGAGAGGUUCACGUGGGCAAAGGGGGGAGCAAAAGCCAGAGUGCCACUCACUCAGGUACCUCCAGUGCUGGGGGUUGAACCUGCGAUGUGCAAGUGUCUGUCACACUCUGCCCGUUGAGCUGUUUGCAGAACUUUUGGCAGAUGGAAGAGCAAAUAGCUCUGGCUCCUUCUCUUGGGCGCGUUCAAUGUGGCGGCAAACUAGGAGGCAGCCACCUCCACAAGUAGGGAAGUUGUAUCACCACCCUCAGCAUGACCACCUUUCUCAAGUCUGAUGGCCACUCCCUCCACCCCUGAGAAACUGGUGUUUUAGAAAAGUCUGGAUCAAGAUGGCCAUCAGAUGGCUGGGGGGCGGGGGGCCUUGGCAUUUUUUUUCUCCUCCACUUUGGAUGCACCACGGUGUAUCCUGUACACUGUGUCUCAGGGCAGAGCAGAAGAGUCGCUUGUUUCCUGUGCUUGUUUAGGACACCAGAGUGGCCAAGGAUACCGGCUCCCCGGGAGACAGCCCGUGGCAGUGAUAACUGUGGCCUGUCUGUUCCUUCAGUGCCCCUUGUCUGCAGAUGUCGGUGUGUUUGCACUUCAUUGUGCAAGAGGAAGCUUUGUGAUGUUUGUUGUUGUUUGUUUGGUUUUUUGUUUUGUUUUGUUUGUUUUUAAGUAUUUAUUUUCCCGGGGACUGGGUGGUGGUGCACCUGGUUGAGAGCACACAUUACAAUGUACAAGGACCCAGGUUCAAGCCCUUUUCCACCUGCAGGGGAAAAGCUUUGCAAGUGGUGAAGCAGGGCUGCAGGUGUCUCUCUGCCUCUCUUCUUCUCUAUUUCUCCCUUUCCCUCUCAAUUUCUGGCUGUCUCUAUCCAAUAAAUAAAUAAAAAUAAUAAAAAAGUAUCUUCGCCACCAGACAACCAAGUGGCACUGGUUUCUGCCCUCUGUUGACCCAUCUGUGGUUGCCGGGGAUCAGGGCUUUCCCUUGGUGUGGUUGUGCCGUCACGAGUUGACUUCAGUGGUUGUGUAAACAGCACACCCUGGAAGGCGGGCACAGAUGGGAUAGCCUUUGUGCAGAGUUGGCUGAACUUGGGGCUUACUAUUUUUGGAGCCCAACCCGUGUCGAGUUCUCACUCCAUGACAUGGUCUUCUGGGGAGCAGUCUGCAUGCUCCAUCACCCGCCCCUCCAGUACACAAACUGCCUGGCAUCCCGGGAGAUGAUGCAGACAGCGGCAGGCCAAGCUACACGUUUGGUGAGUCAUGCCGUGACCCUGACAGCUGUUGGCCUCCUGCCAUCCCCUGCGGUCUCAGACCCCAAACUUCCUUCUCUCACCGACCCAGAGCCACAGCAGGGAGAGGAAGCUUUGCCCCCGCCCCUAGUGCUGGCCCCAGCUCUGGCUCAGGCUCUGGCUCGGCCCUUUCCUUGUCACAGCUCCGCCCAGUCCCCAGUUGGAUACAGCCACUGAGAGAGAUUCCUCCAAUUCUUCCCCUCCCACACUGGGUCUAAGCUAGCAGAGAUGGACUAUCCCAAACCCCAGGUCCUCCCGGCUGGCCCCCGCUGCUCCUCCCUGGGACUGUGGGACUCAGGGGCUGCCAGCAGGACCUUUUCUGUGCCUCCCUCCAUCAGCAGGAGCUCGGCCAUGGUGAACGAACCCAGAGGGCUUGGAGGCCCCCAGCCCCACUCAGAGGGCAGCAGCAGUGGCGGGGAGAGCUCCAGGGACAGUUCCAGAUGCUCCACACCGGGGCUGGACCCUGAGCGGCACGAGAGACUCAGGGAGAAGAUGAGGCGGAGGAUGGGAUCUGGUGACAAGUGGUUCUCCUUAGAAUUCUUCCCUCCUCGGACGGCUCACGGGGCGGUCAAUCUCAUCUCAAGGUUUGACCGAAUGGGGGCAGGUGGCCCUCUCUUCAUAGAUGUGACCUGGCACCCUGCAGGGGACCCUGGCUCAGACAAGGAGACCUCCUCCAUGGUCAUCGCCAGCACUGCUGUCAACUACUGUGGCCUGGAGACCGUGCUGCACAUGACCUGCUGUCAGCAGAGCCGGGAGACCAUCACUGGCCACCUGCACAAGGCCAAGCAGCUGGGCCUGAAGAACAUCUUGGCCCUGAGGGGAGACCCUCUAGGUGACCAGUGGGAAGAGGCGGAAGGAGGCUUCAACUACGCUGUGGACUUGGUAAAGCACAUCCGCAGUGAGUUUGGUGACUACUUCGACAUCUGUGUGGCCGGUGGGGACCAGGAGCUUGCGCAUUGUAACAUGUGCGCUCAACCAGGUUACCCCAAAGGACACCCCGACGCAGGGAGCUUGGAGGAGGACCUGAGGCACCUGAGGGAGAAGGUGUCCGCGGGAGCCGACUUCGUCAUCAGCCAGCUCUUCUUCGAGGCUGACACGUUCUUCCACUUCCUUAAGGCCUGCAGCGAGAUUGGCAUCACCUGCCCCAUCCUCCCAGGGAUCUUCCCAAUCCAGGGGUACCACUCCCUCAGGCAGCUGGUGAAGCUGUCCAAGCUGGAGGUCCCGCAGAAGAUCAAGGACGUGAUCGAGCCCAUCAAAGACAACGACGCCGCCAUCCGCAACUACGGCGUUGAGCUGGCCGUGAGCCUGUGCCGGGAGCUCCUGGCGAGCGGCCUGGUGCCGGGCCUCCACUUCUACACCCUCAACCGUGAGGUGGCCACCACAGAGGUGCUGAAGCGCCUGGGCAUGUGGAACGAGGACCCCAGGCGCCCGCUGCCCUGGGCUGUCAGCGCCCACCCCAAGCGCCGGGAGGAAGACGUGCGUCCCAUCUUCUGGGCCUCCCGUCCAAAGAGCUACAUCUACCGCACCCAGGAGUGGGAUGACUUCCCCAACGGCCGCUGGGGCAAUUCCUCCUCUCCAGCCUUCGGGGAGCUGAGGGACUACUACCUCUUCUACCUGAAGAGCAAGUCCCCCCGGGAGGAGCUGCUCAAGAUGUGGGGGGAAGAGCUGGCGAGUGAGACCAGUGUCUUUGAAGUGUUCGCCCACUACCUCUCAGGAGAGCCAAACCAGCAGGGCCACCGAGUGACCUGCCUGCCCUGGAAUGACGAGCCCUUGGCGGCAGAGACCAGUCUGCUCAAGGAGGAGCUGCUGCGGGUGAACCGGCAGGGUAUCCUCACCAUCAACUCCCAGCCCAACAUCAACGGGAAGCCGUCCUCUGACCCCAUCGUGGGCUGGGGCCCCAGCGGGGGCUACGUCUUCCAGAAGGCCUACUUGGAGUUCUUCACCUCCCGAGAGACCGUGGAAGCGCUUCUGCAGGUGCUGAAGAAGUAUGACCUUCGGGUGAACUACCACAUAGUGGACGUGAAGGGAGAGAACAUCACCAACGCCCCCGAGCUACAGCCCAACGCCGUCACCUGGGGCAUCUUCCCUGGGCGAGAGAUCAUCCAACCCACUGUGGUGGAUCCUGUGAGCUUCAUGUUCUGGAAGGAUGAGGCUUUCGCCCUGUGGAUGGAGCAGUGGGGCAAGCUGUAUGAGGAGGGGUCCCCAUCGCGCAAGGUCAUCCAGCACAUCCAGGACAACUACUUCCUGGUCAACCUGGUGGACAACGAGUUCCCGCUGGACAACUGCCUGUGGCAGGUGGUGGAGGACACUUUUGAGCUACUGCACGGUCCCGUCCCGAGCAAGAGGGAGCCAGCAGCUCCGUGACCCUGCGGCCCGAGGUCCUUGGCCUGUGGCCACGUGUGCAUCUCCUGCCCUCCCAGGGCCUCCUGCUUGUCCUCCUGUGAAGCCUCAGCCUCCACUCCCCACACGACCAUGGCAGCUAGUGGGAGGCUUCUGGGCCCUGGCCGCAUGUCAGUCUCUGCUCGGCUGGCUGACUGCUCUGCUGAGGACCACCUGCAGAACAGCGGCCUCCUUGAGUCAAAGAACCAGUUUCUAUGAGCCUGUGCCAAGGGCGGCUCCUGAGAGCCAGCUUGGAGCUGUCAGCGCAGCCUUAUUCUUGCAUCCUCAGUGGGGUGGGCAGAGUGAGUGGGCACUGGGCCGGGAAGAGGCCGAAGGGCCGGCCCCUGCCACCUCCAGAACAUUGGCAUCCAGACACUACAUCCUUGUGACACGAGGGGCUGGUCACUGCCCUGCUGGCCAGGGACCAGGCCCCUGGGCGGGCCGCGGGCCAGCACCUCCUGGUGGGCAUGUUCACAGCUCCACUGGCUUUGGUCUUCUCCAGUGCUGCUUUCUAAACCAUCACCUGAGUGUCUGUGGUUCCAGAGAAAAAGUGCCUCUAGAAGUGAAA